Corylus avellana is the source of this 2373-nucleotide messenger RNA. NCBI's taxonomy places the organism in Eukaryota, Viridiplantae, Streptophyta, Magnoliopsida, Fagales, Betulaceae. The record is from RefSeq and is a predicted model, not a curated record.
AUGGCAGGAAAUGAUCUGCCUGUGGAGGGUACAAUCACAUAUGUGAAUACAAGCAGCGGGAGCUCCAUAAUCGACUGCACUCAGUUGCCUGGCCCCAUUGAUUCAUUCGGCUUGUGGAAUUACAUUGGUUCUGGGAGUUUGCCGUUUACGUUGCCACUGCUUCAGCUGCAAAUGGUUAUCAUUUUCACCCUCAACCAAGCCGCCCACUACGUUCUUAAGCGUCAUGGACUACCCAAGUUCACCACACAACUUCUUGUUGGCAUAAUCCUCGGUCCGUCUCUUUUGGGACGGUUCGGUAUAAUCAAAAAAGUUCUCUUCUCGUUGACAAGUCAAGAAAUAAUAGAUAUGUUUGCUCACUUCAGUUUCAUACUCUUCUUCUUUAUGAGUACUGUGAAAAUGGAUCUAGGAAUGAUAAAAAGAACAGGAAGAAAAGCCAUGGUUACCGGUGUUGCAUGCAUAUUGUCGCCAUUGCUAAUUGCGUUGUUAGUCGAAAUGCAACUUGAAAGAUUGUGGCCGCUAAAUAAAAAAGAAGCAUUUAUAAUUCCAUUUGUGACAAUACAACAUUGUGUAUCUCCAUUUCCCGUCCUCGUUUGCCUUCUUGAAGACCUCAAAAUCCUGAAUUCCGAGCUGGGCAGAUUUAGCCUUUCUGCAGCAAUGAUAACCGAUUUGUUAAGCGUGAUUAUAACCAUCAUGACCUCCUUCUCUAGAGUUAGCAGGGAGCUUGGUAAUACGAUCGCCGCUAUAGAUUCCGGAGCUUUCAUGAUUUACAUUAUCUUCAAUAUAUUUGCAAUUCGACCAACAAUGCUUUGGAUAAUCAGACAGACACCGGCAGGCAAGCCUGUCAAAGGCAUGUAUAUUGAUGCCAUCAUUGUAGUUUUCCUUGGCUCCGCGUUGUUUUCUCAUUUCUUUGGCCAGACUCUAAUCUUUGGGCCUGUCAUUCUGGGAUUCGCAAUACCAGACGGACCACCUUUAGGAUUAGCUAUUGUCAACAAGUUAAACUGCUUCGCUUCAGAUGUGUUUCUGCCACUGUUCGUGACUACUUGUUCAAUGAGGGCAGAUUUCAGCCUAAUCAAAUUUGAUAGUAAUUUCGUAAAAAUCACCGCAGUCGUCAUUUUUUUGAUUUUUGUGGUAAAAAUUGUGGCUUGUUUGGUACCUGCCUUGUACUCCAAAAUGCCCUUAAAUGAUGCUCUUGCACUCGCUCUAUUAUUGAGUUACAAAGGUGUAAUCCAACUUUCUAUCAACACAUUCAAUAGAGAUAUCGAGGCCAUAACAGACCAGGUGUUCGCUUUGAUAUGUUUACACAUCUUAUUGAUUGCAAUUUUUGUGCCACUCCUAGUGAAGUUCUUGUACGAUCCUUCAAGGCAGUACGCAGGUUACCAAAAAAGAAAUAUAAUGCAUUGCACACGCAAUGCAGAGCUUCGAAUCCUAGCAUGCAUUCACAAGCCAGAUAACAUUGGUGCUCUAAUCAAACUACUUGAAGUCUCGUGCCCAUCUAGAGAGAGGCCCCUUGCUAUUUAUGUUCUUCACCUUAUCGAAUUAAUUGGUCGAACCUCUCCUAUUUUUAUUUCCCACCAAAUGCAGAAAAAGACUGUAUCUAAUAGAUCAUAUUCUGAGAAUAUCAUUCUUGCCUUCGAUCACUUUGAACAAGACAAUCCAGGUGCCGUAUCAGUAAACGUCUUCACAUUAAUCUCUCCACUCAAGUCCUUGCACGAGAACAUUUGCAUCCUUGGAUUGGACAAACUCACAUCCAUCAUAGUAUUGCCGUUCCACCGAAAAUGGUCAAUUGAUGGUUCUGUUGUUGAAUCAGAGGACAAUACCAUGAGGACCUUAAAUUGCAAUGUGCUUGAAGUAGCCCCCUGCUCUGUUGGCAUCCUGAUUGACCGUGGUCAUCUAGGCCAGUCAAUGGUUUCAUCAAAUUCAUCAUAUUCUGUUGCAAUGAUCUUCUUUGGAGGUAAUGAUGAUCGAGAGGCACUUACUUUUGCCAAACGCAUGGCCAAUCACUCUAAAAUAACUCUCACUGUGGUUCACUUUGUUUCCGCCCGCAAUGAAGGUGAUGCCUACUGGGACGAAUAUUUUUUUGACUCUGAGAUACUCAAGGAUGUUAAGCUUAACAAUACGGGUAAUGAAUCUGUGACAUACAUAGAGGAGGUGGUGAAAGAUGGGCGUGAGACGGCAUUGAUAAUUCGGUGUAUGGUGAAGGAAUACGACCUUAUUAUUGUUGGUAGACGAAAUGACGUAGAGACUCCGCAGACAUCAGGGUUGGCAGAAUGGAGUGAAUUUUCAGAGUUGGGGGUUAUUGGAGACUUGCUUGCCUCAUCAGAUGUUAACAGUAGAACAUCUGUUUUUGUGGUGCAACAACAACAAAAUAUAUGA